Messenger RNA from Closterium sp. NIES-65, 1161 nucleotides. The record is from the annotation of a GenBank genome assembly. Lineage: Eukaryota; Viridiplantae; Streptophyta; Zygnematophyceae; Desmidiales; Closteriaceae.
AUGCUAUCAAGGCUAACGACGGGUUUACGCGCGCACGAGAGGGAAGAGAGGAAGCGGGUAGCGGCGACACAGCUUCAUCUUACGGAGGAGGUUGAACGGAUGCGUCACCUGGUCAUGGGGGGGCCAACAGAUGACAAAACAAAGGCGGUGUUGCUGACCAGGGAGGAGCAGCUGGAAGCCUAUCGGGAAAAUGAACGCGAGAGGCUGGAAGUUUUUGCGGGGAUGACGACAAAGCUGCAAGGGGAGGUCCAUUCCCCCUACCUGUCGGCCAAAGGAAGAUUUUACGGUGGAUCGGGUGAUGCCGGCAGAGGCGGUGUUAAGCUCAAGGCCCCGUGGUCGGAAGCGGAGGUUAAGGCGGCGCUGGCCGGGUUACCGAAGGGGAAAUCGCCAGGCCAGGACGGACUCCUGGCAGAACUUUUUGUGACCCACUGGGACCUGCUGGGGGGAUGCUUCAUGAAUUUUGCAAGAGACUUUGAGUCGACGGGAAGACUGCCGGAAUCAAUGACUACGGCGCUGACAGUCCUGCUGCACAAGAACGGGGAAAAAGACCUGCUGUCAAAUUACAGGCCGAUCACGCUCCUCACGACGGUGUACAAAGUACUCGCGAAGGUGCUUGCAAAUAGGCUGAAGCUGGAACUGCACCACAAAAUUUCAAAAGAGCAGCACGGAUUCUUACUAGGCCGCAGUUUGGCGGAUGCGGUGGCAGUGGUGGCAGAUGCGAAUGAGGUGGCAGACAGCAACGGGGAGGACUGGUACCUCCUGUUUGUUGACUUCCAGAAGGCCUAUGACACGGUGUCAAGGCCGUUCCUCUUCAAAACACUGGAGAAACUCGGUUUGCCGCCGCAUAUUAUCAGGUGGACAGAAGGCCUGCACGCGGGGGCCGGGACGAGGCUGGCAGUCAAUGGAUGGAUAGGAGAACGGGUGGAGAUGCAAAGAGGAGUGCGGCAAGGUUGCCCCCUCGCACCCUACUUCCGAGCGGACGGCGGUGACGCGGUGUCGUAUGUGGGAUACGCAUACGACACCUCUCUUAUCCUCAACGGGGAAGCACAACUGCACUCGGCGGCGGCCGCUCUUGACUGGUUCGGGGAGCUGUCAGGUCUGCGCAUCAAGAGAGACAAGUCGAUAGUCAUGCCGAUGGGGAGGAACAAGGGCAGGACGUAA